Messenger RNA from Alternaria arbusti, 672 nucleotides. RefSeq lists its product as uncharacterized. Lineage: Eukaryota; Fungi; Ascomycota; Dothideomycetes; Pleosporales; Pleosporaceae. The record is from RefSeq and is a predicted model, not a curated record. The coding region runs from base 1 to 672 and encodes 223 amino acids. The transcript has a single exon.
AUGGUCUAUCCAGGCCCUUCAAAUCCGGUUCACAUACCGCCAGGGUCGAUAGAUUUUGCCGAAGCAAGUAGGAACUUUCGCCUCAUUCCUCAAGAGGUGCCUCGUGAGGAGGAGAGCCUCUUACACACGAGUGCUCUAGACCGCCUACGAUGGAACCUACUCGCCCCACCGUCUACCGUCCAGAUCAUCCAUUCUGAUGAAGAUCGCGAGCCAAUGUGGCGAUUGAUGUUGGUAGACCUAAAGCACCCUCUAGCUGACGAGGCGGUUACCGAAGUACCACGUUCACGAAUGUGUGUAGCAUUCGACAUGGUCGAAGCUUGGGAGUGCUGGGAGAGGUACGAUGACAAUCCAUCCCCACCGCCUCUGCUCAUCGAGAACUCCGAUGGGAAAGCCAUCACUAUCGAGCAGUUCAUCGUCAAGGUCUCCCAAUACGCUCAAAGCUUGCGGGAGACGAUUUUCGAAUGCGAAGGUCGCGCUCUGUCGGGGUCCGAGGGCGCGUGUCUUUGGUUCGAUGCGGCAUUCGGACCGAAACGGAAGGAUGCCGAAGAUCCAGAUAUCUUGUUCCUCGUCGGAUUCACGUCCAAUAUCUGGUUCUCAGGCAGCCAGAUUGAAGCGGACCAUGUUCAGAAGGAGAAGAAAUUUAUCGAAUCGCUUAAAGUAGAGCGGGCUUAA